AUGUGUGAACCAUUUCUGGGAACGUGGAAGCUAGUUUCUAGUGAGAACUUUGAUGAUUACUUGAAAGAACUUGGUGUGGGCUUUGCUACUAGGAAGAAGGUGGCUGGUGUUGCCAAGUCCAAUGUCAUUAUCAGUUGCAAUGGGGAUAUUAUAACCAUCAGAACAGAAAGCACUUUCAAGAACACAGAGAUUAGUUUCAAGCUGGGAGAAGAGUUUGAUGAGACCACAGCAGAUGAUAGGAAAGUAAAGAGACUUGUGACACUAGACAAUGGAGUUCUCAAUCAGGUGCAGAAAUGGGAUGGAAAACAGACCACAUUAAAAAAAAGAUUGCUGAUGGAAAGUAGAUUGUGGAGUGUGUUAUGA
Molecule: messenger RNA, 363 nt
Organism: Eublepharis macularius
Lineage: Eukaryota; Metazoa; Chordata; Lepidosauria; Squamata; Eublepharidae
Product: fatty acid-binding protein, adipocyte-like
Exons: 2
Coding region: 1-363 (120 amino acids)
Biological process (GO): fatty acid transport
Cellular component (GO): cytosol; nucleus
Molecular function (GO): fatty acid binding
Source: RefSeq, a predicted model, not a curated record